AUGUCCCUCAUCAUGGUGUACAACUCCCUCACAGCACUAUCUGACAGCUAUAAAGGAACUGUUUUUGAGAAGAGGGGGAAGAAGAAGAGAAAAGACAGAUGGACCUUCCUAGUGUCUGUGCUGGACAGGCACUUACAGUUGACAGGGGCAGCUUCUUUAAGAAUAAAUAGCCAGGGUGGGUUCAAGAAGGUGUGUCGCACAGAGGAGGACUGCCCGUGCCCCUUCCCAGGAUUGGCCUCAGGAGUGCUGGAGAUGCGUGUCAAGGAGGGCAGUAAGAUCCGUAACCUCAUGGGUUUUGCCAUGGCUCGCAUGCAGGGGGAUGUCAGUGGUGUUGGGGUUAGUGGAGGCGGUGGCCUGAGGCAGGUUGUUUUCUCUGGGUCAGGUCGUGCCGUCACCAAGACCAUCACAUGCGCUGAGAUCAUGAAGAGAAAAGUGGGGUCUCUGCACCAGCUGACCAAGCUGCGCUACAAGGGUGUGAGGGAGGUGUGGGAGAGCCACGAAGGGGGGGCAUCGGAGAUGACUGUUCACAGGACCGUCCCCUCCAUCAGCAUCCUUUUGUCCAAAGACCCCCUGGACCCCCAGGAGCCCGGCUACCAGCCCCCUGAGACUCUCAGUGCUCUCUGGGAGGACAGAGACAGUGUGGAUGCCCCACAGACAGCCAGCAAGAGACCUCUUGGUCUGUCCCCAUACAGCAGUUUCCCUGAAUCUAAGAGAGUGUGUCUGGGUCUGGAUGACGGGACUCUGGCUCUGUCCACCCCCCUGGCUAACUGA
Salvelinus namaycush (lake trout) is the source of this 771-nucleotide messenger RNA. Its product is annotated as ribonuclease P protein subunit p25-like protein. Gene Ontology annotation, cellular component: ribonuclease MRP complex. Gene Ontology annotation, biological process: tRNA 5'-leader removal. Bases 1 to 771 code for a protein of 256 amino acids. NCBI's taxonomy places the organism in Eukaryota, Metazoa, Chordata, Actinopteri, Salmoniformes, Salmonidae. The record is from RefSeq and is a predicted model, not a curated record. Gene Ontology annotation, molecular function: RNA binding. The transcript is spliced from 4 exons.